Molecule: messenger RNA, 627 nt
Organism: Closterium sp. Yama58-4
Lineage: Eukaryota; Viridiplantae; Streptophyta; Zygnematophyceae; Desmidiales; Closteriaceae
Source: the annotation of a GenBank genome assembly
AUGUCGCACUUCCCGCAUCACAAUGACGACGAUCUCAGCGGCCCGCCGAUCCCGAGCUACAAGAUCAGCAGCUUUUCGGAUCCCAGUAUGGAGGGGCCGCCGAUCCACGUGGCGGACGCGGAGAGGCAGACGGUGCUGACGAGUCUGCAGGGCGAGUUGAUACGCGAGUCGUACGCUGAGCUGGAGCCUGAUCUGGACAAACACGCGAUCAUAAUGUACCUCACCAUCUUUGACAUGGUACCAGAGGCCAAGCGCCUCUUCUCCAUGGUGCGCGAGUCGAACGAGCCGGCUCCAGUCAACAUUAAGCUCAACGCACAUGCCACCAUGUCCUUCCGCAUGAUGUGUGAGGCGUUCUGCAAGUGGGACGACCCAGCCCAGGUGGAGAAAUCGGUGCCCUUCUUCAAGGCGCUGGGCGGCCGACACCUCAACUACGGCAUCGAUGGCAACGACUUCCCGGUGUUCCGGACGGGUUUCAUGAAGGCACUGAAGAAGGCGUUUGGGGAGCGGUGGCACGGGGAGCUGGAGGGAGCGUGGUGUGCCGCCUUUGACAUGCUGGAAGAGGUUGCUAGCACCGGCAUGGCGGAGGGCGGGGGAUUCAAGCGCGUGCCAGCCUUCAUGCUGGCCUGA